Molecule: messenger RNA, 2388 nt
Organism: Callithrix jacchus (white-tufted-ear marmoset)
Lineage: Eukaryota; Metazoa; Chordata; Mammalia; Primates; Cebidae
Product: isoaspartyl peptidase/L-asparaginase
Cellular component (GO): cytoplasm
Molecular function (GO): asparaginase activity
Source: RefSeq, a predicted model, not a curated record
GAGACUGUCUUCUCCGUGUUGGUCAGGCUGGUCUCGAACUCCCGAACUCAGGUGAUCCGCCUGCCUCAACCUCCCAAAGUGCUGGGAUUACAGGUGUGAGCCACUGCGCCGGCCCAGCGUUGCUUUUCAAUUUGCAAUUACAAAACCGUGGAACGCCACUUCACACUUCUCACCACCAACCCAACCACCCAGCUCCCGGCCUCGUCAGGAGGAAGAAGGUCCCAUCAUCCCACUAGGAAGCUCAUACGGGCCAGAAGCCGAGACUCCUGAGAGCGGUGAGACUGGUGUGCCCCAACCGGGCGUCGGGGCUUUCCCGGAAUUGGGCGGGGCCGGCUCCGCCCUCGUGCGCAGGCGCAGAGCCGUGGCGGCGGGAGCAGAUGCCAGCUGAGCAGUUUCCAGCCGGCUCCGCCCUCGUGCGCAGGCGCAGAGCCGUGGCGGCGGGAGCAGAUGCCCGCUGAGCAGUUUCCAGCCGGCUCCGCUGAGCGGCGGGACUGGGCGGCUGCGGGGAGCGCUGGACACAGCCUGAGGCUUCGGCGUCCGCCUUCCGCAGUACCCUCAGAUCAGCCGACAUGAAUCCCGUCCUGGUGGUCCACGGCGGAGCUGGCCCCGUCUCGGAGGAUGUGAAGGAGAGAGUGCGCCAGGGCAUCAUCAGAGCCGCCACCGUGGGCUACGGCAUCCUCCGGGAGGGCGGGAGCGCCGUGGACGCCGUGGAGGGAGCUGUGGUCACCCUGGAAGACGAUCCCGAGUUCAACGCAGGUUGUGGGUCUGUCUUGAACACAAAUGGUGAGGUUGAAAUGGACGCCAGUAUCAUGGAUGGAAAAGACCUGUCUACGGGAGCAGUGUCCGCAGUCCGGGGUAUAGCCAAUCCCAUUAAACUCGCUCGGCUUGUCAUGGAAAAGACACCUCAUUGCUUUCUGACUCACCAUGGUGCAGCACAAUUUGCGGCAGCUAUGGGAGUUCCAGAGAUUCCUGCAGAAAAACUGAUAACAGAGAGAAACAAAAAGCGUCUGGAAAAAGAGAAGCAAGAAAAGGAGGCUCAGGAAACAGAUAGUGAACCAAACUUGGGAACCGUGGGUGCCGUUGCCUUGGACUGCAAAGGGAAUGUGGCCUACGCAACCUCUACAGGGGGUAUCAUUAAUAGAAUGGUCGGCCGUGUUGGGGACUCACCGUGUGUAGGAUCUGGAGGUUAUGCUGACAGUAACAUCGGAGCCAUCUCAACCACAGGGCACGGGGAAAGCAUCCUGAAGGUGAACCUGGCCAGACUCACUCUGUUCCACAUGCAACAAGGAAAGACGGUAGAAGAGGCUGCGGACCUGUCGUUGGGUUAUAUGAAGUCAAGGGUCAAAGGUUUAGGUGGCCUCAUCUUGGUUAGCAAGACAGGAGACUGGGUGGCAAAGUGGACCACCACCUCCAUGCCCUGGGCAGCCGCCAAGGACGACAAGCUGCACUUUGGAAUUGAUCCUGGUGAAACUACUGUCACAGACCUGGCCUAAGCCCCUGGUAGACUGUGUUCCAGAUGCUAGCUUAGAGGAAGAGUACAGUCUCCUCAUGAGACAUAGCCUAAUCAAUUAGAUCCAGACAUGGAAGAAAUCGUGCAGUCUGUCACUUGUUUUGUUGCCUUAAUAAUCAUCUGAAUGUUUGAUUGAGGGGUGGGUUCUGAAAUCACGAGAGACAUGCCCAUAUUAGGAGGACUGCUUGAGCCUGGGAAGUCAAAGCCGAGGUGAGCCAUGGGUACUCCACUGUAUGCCAGCCUGGGUGCACAAGAACAUCAGGGAAAAGAACCAAAAUCCUUUAAGGGAAAUGUUCUCCAUGUAUGAGAGACUAAAUUGAUUUUCCUAAGAAAGUUCAGAUCUUUCCUGACUUAUCUGGAUGUCUCCAGAUACUUCCAAAGAACCCAUAGCUCCCUAACCUGGAGAUGGAAGGUCAUAAUGGAGAUGCUGUGGGAUUCCUUGAAGUUCCUUGGGUUCAGAGAUGAACCUCCCUCAAUUAGUGUUCUCCCAUGAGCCAGACUGCACCUUCCAAAGACCCUCUGGUCCUCGUAUAGUGAGUGACAGGACUCAGCCUCUCCAACAACAGAGAGUAGCCGACCGCUGUAGGGCUGGCCCCGUGACUUCCUGCGUCCUCACCGGGUUUUGUGCUUUGAGAUUCUUCCCGCCUCCCCGCCCCCACCAGCUGCAUCGGGUGCUGUGCAGAGUGGUCAGCAUGGUGGAGAAAGUCAUUUCCCAGGGGACGGUUUUCCCCUUUAUCUCUUGUUACACUGGAAACGCGAUUCUGCUGUAAUAUCCCUGCUCAGUUUUUCAGUCUCUCAGGGUUCACCUUCUCUCUGGAAAGAAAUUGUUUAACUUUACAUUCCAUGUGCUGCUAAUAAAAUGUAUUUUGAAAGAGUAA